CCCUCCGUUCCUCUGUUUCUCACAGUCUAAAAGAACGGGGAAGCUCGCGGUCGCUGCUUGGACAGCAUGUCGCUGUUCUCGUACCGGAUGUUUAAACCGUGAAGGAGGCUCUUGCGGACGGAUGGACACAGGUGCGACAGACAACCUGCGGAGACGCACGAGGAGCGCACGAGCCUGCCGCAGACCACAGCCGGGAGCGCGAGCGGCGGAGGAGUCCGGCGUGCUGCGGAGUCUGAGCGUGGGGAACACGGAAGCAGACCAUGACAUGGAGGGGGGCUCCGGACUCUGGAAGCAGGACGGCCUGGAGCGGAGGAUCAUGGCGCCCCGGUACAACCUGCUCCGGGAGGUGGGCAGGGGGUCGUACGGAGUGGUGUACGAGGCGGUGGCGCGGAGGACCGGAGCCAGAGUGGCCGUGAAGAAGCUCCGGUGUGACGCGCCGGAGAACGUGGAGCUGGCGCUGCAGGAGUUCUGGGCGCUGGCCAGCCUGGAGAAACGGCACGAAAACGUGGUUCAGCUGGAGGAGUGCGUGCUGCAGAGGAACCGGGUGGCCCAGAAGAUGAGUCACGGGAACAAGCGGUCCAAACAGUACCUGCGGCUCGUGGAGACCUCGCUCAAAGGUGAGCGGGUGCCCGGUCCUCCAGAGGAGCCUUGUUACCUGUGGUUCGUCAUGGAGUUCUGUGAAGGCGGAGACCUCAAUCAGUACAUUCUGUCACGCCGCCCCGACCAGCGGACCAACAACAGCUUCAUGCUGCAGCUGACCAGCGCUGUGGCGUUCCUGCACAAGAACAACAUCGUCCACCGAGACCUGAAACCCGACAACAUCCUCAUCUCGGAGAAGUCUGGCACGCCGGUCCUCAAGGUGGCCGACUUCGGCCUGAGCAAAGUGUGCGCCGGUUUAGGAAACACCGGAGAGGGUAAAAGUGGUGAGGACAAGAACAAAAACAUCAACAAGUUCUGGCUGUCGUCGGCGUGCGGCUCAGACUUCUUCAUGGCCCCCGAGGUGUGGGAGGGACACUACACCGCCAAGGCGGACAUAUUCGCCCUGGGCAUCAUCAUAUGGGCAAUGCUGGAGAGAAUCACGUUCAUCGACGCCGAGUCAAAGCGCGAGCUGCUCGGCACGUACGUGAGACACGGGGCGGACAUCGUGCCGGUGGGCGAGGCAUUGCUCGAGAAUCCAAAGAUGGUUCUGAACAUCCCUCAGAAACGCCGCUCGUGCAUGUGUGACGGCGUGAGGAAGCUGCUGCAGGACAUGCUCGCUGUCAACCCUCAGGACCGGCCCGAUGCCUUCCAGCUGCAGGCUAGGAUGGACAAGGUGACGUGUGCUGCGUGACCCCGACCUGAGCGGCUACAGACUGCUGCUGCUUGAAGGCGGAGCCUCGUCCUCCUUUGAUGUGAACCCGGAGGAGAAGCAGUUUGUCGUCAAUGUGCAGACUUUACAGACGAUGGAGGACGCCUUCGUUCAAUCAGAAGACAGGAGACAGACUCUGAUGUUCACGCUGCUGUGAGAUGAAUACUUGAAUAAGUUCACAACCACCAGAUGAGUUCAGACCAAACAGGAAGAGAGCUCUUUUCAAAAUAAAGUUGGCUCCAUACGAGACUGUUUGAGGGUCCCUCACCGUGUGGAGUCAGAAACAUCAUGUCUGAUAUUUAGGAUUCCAGAUCUCUGACCUGAACAGCCAAUGAGAGUGAGCGGACCGGGUGAUCGUUUGAAGGUCACAUGACCACACGUCCACAGAACUUAAAUGACACUAUGAACUCGAUUUAAACUAAAUCAAGACUACGUUUUUAAUGUUCAUCUUAAACUUCACUGUCGGUGCACGUAGCAGCCAUUUUGGAUUUAAGGCGGGGUAACAGAUGUACGAGCUGCGGGGACAGUGACCCGCAGGUCUGAUAUUCAGACCGACAGACGGUCCAUGAAAUGUAGAAAGAUGGUGGAAAAAGUUUUAGCCUUCAGCGAGUGCCGAGCGCCAUCUGAACUCACCCUGUUUGGACGGCUUUCUCCCCCCAAAGCUCUGUCACUAAGCUCCGCCCUCAUCGCGUCUUAGGAUGUUCAAAUUGAUUCUGUGACGGCGUGAUAUUGGCAUCCCGGUCUGUGAGGUCACGGCACAGCGGGAGCUCCACACACACACACACACACAGUUCACACACGCACACAGUUCACACACACACACAGUUCACACACAGCGUCUCUCCUCUGUAACAACUCUGAAGACGGGAUGGGACGGGACGGGGGGGGUCACUUCCCCCCUUCACGUCUCCAUGACAUUCAGACUGAAGGAGACGCGUCACGGGGACGUAGAUAUGGCGUCUUAAAACGGCGGUCUGAGCGGGGCUUCUGUCGCCUUAUUCAAAGUUCGUCUCUUCCUGCUUCAGACGCUCGAUAAAUCACAAGUUUGUUUGUGCUUUCCACAGUCUGUGACCCUUUAGUGUAAAAGCUGUACGUUUGAGAAUCACUCCACGCUGCCUUCAGAUGGCGUCUGAGCUGCAUGCGGGUCUGCAGGUUAGACGAGGGAGCGGCAGACUCCAGCUGUGAUUGGAGGAUGGACUGGUCCGUCUCUCGCUCUCUCUCUCUCUCUCUCUCUGGUCAGUCUCAGGCCUGAUAUUAAACUGUGAUAAACGUCUGGAUAAAGGGAGAACGGCGUCUGAAUGUCGAUAUCGUUGUCCGGAAACGGAAGUUUAGAUCCCGUUCUGUUUUUUUUAUCUACCUCAUGUUUCUGCACGUUACCCUUUUUUUUUCUUUUUUCUUUUUCUUUGCCGAGCCGUCGACAUUCCUCUGAGAUGAAACGUCACAGGAAGCGAUCGGGGUUUACUUGAAUCCUCACUGUCAGAUUCUGAUGCAUUGUGGGAAAUAAUGGUUUACAUAGUAUUUUAAUGAAUGAUUGACUUCUGUGACCUUGUUUCUAUUUCUUGACCUGAGAUAUGCUAAUGUUCCAGGUGACUUUAUUUGAGAUGUUGUGAUCAGAUGAUGUGAGGAGGAGAGGCUCCACCUGUAUAUCUCACAAUGUGUUUCUGUACAGGUGUGCACGAUGACCUCGCUCUGUUCACCUGUGUCUCAGGAUACAGUGUGGAAGUGAACGGGCUGAUUGUUCCUCAUGCUGCUGGGUCGGGUCGGGUUCAGACGACUUUGAGUUUCUACAGUUACAGUCGUCGUACGUGUUCUUAAAGCCAUGUUUGAUUUUUCUACUGCUGACUUCGUACAUAUCAGGGCUGUGCUUCAAUAAAGGCUGAAAUACCUCAAA
This is a messenger RNA of Labrus bergylta (ballan wrasse), 3239 nucleotides long. RefSeq names its product serine/threonine-protein kinase 35. Lineage: Eukaryota; Metazoa; Chordata; Actinopteri; Labriformes; Labridae. Gene Ontology annotation, biological process: protein phosphorylation. Gene Ontology annotation, cellular component: nucleus; cytoplasm. Gene Ontology annotation, molecular function: protein kinase activity; ATP binding. The record is from RefSeq and is a predicted model, not a curated record.